AUGAAAGUCUCUGCAGCACUUCUGUGCCUGCUGCUCAUAGCAGCCACCUUCAGCCCCCAGGGGCUCGCUCAGCCAGAUGCAAUCAAUGCCCCCGUCACUUGCUGCUAUAACUUCACCAAUAGGAAGAUCUCAGUGCAGAGGCUGGCGAGCUAUAGAAGAAUCACCAGCAGCAAGUGUCCCAAAGAAGCUGUGAUCUUCAAGACCAUUGUGGCCAAGGAGAUCUGUGCUGACCCCAAGCAGAAGUGGGUUCAGGAUUCCAUGGACCACCUGGACAAGCAAAUCCAAACUCCGAAGCCUUGA
Molecule: messenger RNA, 300 nt
Organism: Macaca mulatta (Rhesus monkey)
Lineage: Eukaryota; Metazoa; Chordata; Mammalia; Primates; Cercopithecidae
Gene: CCL2
Product: C-C motif chemokine ligand 2
Biological process (GO): positive regulation of cell migration; antimicrobial humoral immune response mediated by antimicrobial peptide; inflammatory response
Cellular component (GO): extracellular region
Molecular function (GO): chemokine activity; CCR chemokine receptor binding
Source: RefSeq, marked provisional